Messenger RNA from Rhododendron vialii, 2504 nucleotides. Its product is annotated as subtilisin-like protease SBT3. Lineage: Eukaryota; Viridiplantae; Streptophyta; Magnoliopsida; Ericales; Ericaceae. Bases 109 to 2403 code for a protein of 764 amino acids. The record is from RefSeq and is a predicted model, not a curated record. The transcript has a single exon. Gene Ontology annotation, molecular function: serine-type endopeptidase activity. Gene Ontology annotation, biological process: proteolysis.
CAUCCCAAUUUGUGUACUCAAGUAUUUCAUCUCAUGCUUAUGUAGGCACUUACGUCACAAUUAUCAACAUAAAAACAGGGGCUCAUCAAUAUAAAUCCAAUGUCAUAAAUGUUUUGCCUCAUUACUAAACCAAUCCCACUCCCACUACUUUCCAUGGCUUCACAGAACCCCCACUACUUCCCAUGGCUACUUUUCUUCCUCCUCUUGGGGGUCAGUAAUUCCUUUGCAAAAUCUGAAGAAUACAAGACAUACAUCAUCCACAUGGACCGUUCACAGAAACCAGAAACAUUCUCAACCGAUGAGUCAUGGCACCGAUCUACACUAACAUCAUUGUCCUCAUUCCAUGAAGAUCAAUUGCUCUAUUCAUAUGACCAUGUCAUUCAUGGCUUCAGCAUUAGGCUCACACCCUCUCAAUUAUCUGAAAUCGAGAAGCACCCGGCUCACAGUGCAACACAACACGAUUCCUUUGGCAAGCUCUACACAACCCACACCCCCAAAUUCCUUGGCCUGAAACAUAAAAGAGGGAUAUGGUCUGCUUCUUCUUGUGGCAAAGACGUCAUCAUAGGUAUAAUCGAUUCGGGUAUUUGGCCAGAGAGCGAAAGUUUUCAGGACAAAGGGAUGUCACCAGUGCCCGAGAGAUGGAAGGGAAAAUGUGAGAAUGGGACAGCGUUUAGCCCUUCGUCCUGUAACAGGAAGCUCAUUGGAGCCAAGUCCUUUAGCAAAGGACGCCUAGCUUCUGGUGAAAAAAUUCACAAGGGCGACUUUGAAUCUGCUAGAGACUCUUACGUCCAUGGAACCCACAUCUCGUCCACAGCAGCAGGUAACCAAGUCCUUGGUGUUAGUUACUUUGGCUAUGCUAGAGGCACAGCCAGAGGGGUAGCACCAAGUGCACACAUCGCCAUGUACAAGAUCGCCUGGAAAACAAGCACAGGUUAUGAAUUUACAGAGAGCGAUUUGCUUGCUGGAAUGGACCAAGCAGUUGCCGAUGGAGUGGACAGCAUGUCUUUGUCUUUGUCUGCACACUAUCCAGAUAUACCACCUUAUUUUGAGGACAACGUAGCUAUCGCAUCGCUUUCGGCAAUGGAGAAAGGGAUUGUUGUUAUUUGUGCUGCUGGAAAUGAUGGAAUUCGAAAUAAGAUACACAAUGGAGCACCUUGGAUCACAACUGUAGGUGCUGGCACUGUUGACCGAAGUUUUGCAGCAGCAAUGCGCCUAGGAAAUGGGCUAACCUUGGGAGGAACAUCCUACUUCCCAGAAAGCGUUUACCUUUCUGACACGCCUUUAUAUUAUGGGGGUGGUAAUCUAAGCAAAGCAACAUGCUCAGCUUUGGAUCGGGAAGAGGUUGCCGGAAAGGUAGUCCUGUGUGAUAGCAACAUUUUUCAGAUGGAAGAAGUUCAGAAAGCCAGCGGACUUGCGGGAGUCUUCUUGGGGGACCCGCAAGUUAUAUAUCCAGAAGAUUACACUUUUCCUAGCAUGGUGCUGACAAAUAAUUCUUGGACUUCAGUCAGAGAAUAUGCAACCGGAGUGAAUAACGCAAUGAUAAAGAGCAUGAGGUUCACAGUGACAAGUUUGGGCACAAAACCAGCACCUCAGGUGGCGGUUUUUUCUUCUAGAGGACCUGACCCGAUAAACCCAGGGAUUCUGAAACCAGACAUUCUCGCCCCUGGGGUGGAUAUUCUCGCAGCAGUUCCACCCUAUACGGUUUCUGUGGCAACAUGCAAUUACAAGUUGGUCACAGAUUAUGCACUCGACUCUGGAACAUCAAUGGCAGCCCCCCAUGUUGCAGGAGUUGCAGCAUUACUAAAGGCCGUUCACCAAGAUUGGAGUCCUGCAGCCAUAAGAUCAGCAAUCAUGACCAGUGCAGAAAUAGUUGACAAUACGGGCACAACCUUCAAAGACCAAGGGGCAGGACUCCCUGCCACACCUCUUGAUUUCGGGGCAGGCCAUAUCAAUCCCAACAAAGCCAUGGACCCUGGCCUGAUAUACGAUUUGGGUAUCCAAGAUUAUAUCGAGUUUUUGUGCAGCCUUGGCUACACUAAGAAGCAAAUGAGCUCUGUCCUCAGGAGAAAUCAAUGGAGUUGCAGUCAAAAUCGUGCUGACCUCAAUUACCCUUCUUUUAUCGCCAUAUUUCCUAAAGGAGCCAGAUCAAAGAACUUCAACAGGGUUGUGACGAACGUGGGAGACAGCGAAGCCAUUUACCAAGCAGUUUUAGCUGUUCCUACUAGAAUGAGUAUCAAAGUAGAGCCCAGUACUCUCGUAUUCAAAAGCAAAUAUCAGAAGCAAAGUUUUGUUGUGAGCGUGCAGAUUGAGAAGGAUUCACCAAACAUAAAUUAUGGUUUUCUCAAGUGGAUCGACCAGGAUAACCACAUAGUAUCAAGCCCCAUUGUAGUUAUUUAUGGCUGACAUCCUAGUUAUUUGUAGCCCUAACAGUUGUGAAUCAACGAAAUGUUAUGAAUCUCAAUAAAGGAUUGGGAAGACGUAUGUAUUGAUUUGUUAUCUACUCA